AUGCUGAGCGUGCAAGUGAAGCUGCUACUGCUGGUCCAGCUGUGCCUGGCCGCCUUUGCCGCCUCGCGGCCCGUGUCUAGCGUGCCCUCGCUGAUGAAGCGCGCCUCGGACAAGGUCGGAUAUCUGUUCAUCCACUUUUACGACGACUACAAGGAGCCGGGGGUCUACACCACCUACCCUGCAGGCGAGCAGGUAUUCGGACAUUUGUCCAACGGCAACGAUGCGCUGUCGUACAAGCCGCUCAACGGUGGAGCGCCUCUGCUCACCUCGACGGUGGGCACCAAGGGCGUGCGCGACAUGUAUCUGGUGAGCAAAGGUGACGAGUCGCAGCACUACAUCAUUGCUACCGACCUCAACCAGACUGCCGUCGGCGGGUUCAGCAGCCCCUUCCUCAGCCGCAGCCUUGUGGUUUGGGAAUCCGAGGGCGCGAGUUUGACAAAGUGGAAGCCUUCGAGGCUGGUUGAGGUGGUGCCCGACACUUUCCGUAUGGCUUGGGCACCCGAAGCGAUCUGGCUGGAUGACGAACAGCGUUUCCUGGUGUACUGGUCGUCGAACAAGUAUGCGGAUGCUUCGCACACGGGUACGCCCGACUACGACAAGAUCUACUCGUCCUACACCACCGACUUCAUCACCUUUACCGAUCCCGAGGUGUUUAUGGACCUGGGCAACAAUGUGGGCGUGAUUGACCUCACCAUCGGUCGAGGGCCCACGUCGGGCACCAACCAGUACGUGCGCUUCUUCAAGGACGAAAGCGUAUACAAGGUGCGCGGCCAGGUGAGCAAUUCGGGCAUUCAGGGACCUUGGGUCGACAUUGGCUCCGCCACCGAAUACGUCGACAACAACAACCAGGCCGAAGCCCCGAUCUACUUCCAGGAGAAUACCAGCAACAGGUGGUUUGUGUUUUUGGACCAGUACGGCCGCUCUCCCGCAGGCUAUUAUCCCUACAGCGCCGACAACGGUAUUGAUCAGUACGGCUACACUGAUCUCGGCUUCCCGUCGGGCAUGCCUACGCAGCUCAAGCACGGCAGCAUCAAGCCACUCACCCAGUCGCAGUACGACGAGAUCAGCGCCGCCUGGGCGUAG
Moesziomyces antarcticus is the source of this 1083-nucleotide messenger RNA. Its product is annotated as glycoside hydrolase family 43. The record is from RefSeq and is a predicted model, not a curated record. Lineage: Eukaryota; Fungi; Basidiomycota; Ustilaginomycetes; Ustilaginales; Ustilaginaceae. The transcript has a single exon. Bases 1 to 1083 code for a protein of 360 amino acids.